Pistacia vera is the source of this 1899-nucleotide messenger RNA. RefSeq names its product RING-H2 finger protein ATL65. The transcript has a single exon. Gene Ontology annotation, molecular function: transferase activity. The record is from RefSeq and is a predicted model, not a curated record. NCBI's taxonomy places the organism in Eukaryota, Viridiplantae, Streptophyta, Magnoliopsida, Sapindales, Anacardiaceae. Gene Ontology annotation, biological process: protein ubiquitination. Bases 130 to 1353 code for a protein of 407 amino acids.
UGACGUGUCACUCACCCGCCACUCCCACGAGACAUAACAGUCAACCCUAACAUUAGACCCCUGAAAUCCCCCUAACAAUCUCCAUUCAAAACUAUCCUCCUCCUCCUCCUCCUCCACCACCGGCCGUUCAUGUUCAUCGCCAUGGUCACCGGAAGCUUGCCACCUGCCUACUCUGCAAUCCCCUCUCAAUCCCCACCGUCCGUUAGUAACAAUAACAGCAAUAAUAAACUUCCGGUUGACUUCAGUCCGCCUUUGAUUGCCAUGGUUGUAGUGGUAGCCACUGCUUUUUUAGUGGUCACUUACUCCCGUCUCAUUUCUCGCCACAUCCUUCCUCCUCUCCUUCGUCUUUUCCGACGUUGGAAACGCUGGCGCCGUCGUCGACGCCGCCUCCGCCGCUACCUUCCGUCCUCCAACGGCGACCCUCUCGACUCUCCUCCCUUCUACCCCUCCCCCUUCAACCAUCCCAUCGACUCCUUCCAUAUACCCUACGGCCUCGACGAGUCCGUCAUUAAGGCCAUCCCGCUCUCAAUCUUCACUACGAAAAACAAAACCGCUGCUGUGAAGCCGUUGCAGGAGGCCAGAGAUUGCGCCGUUUGCUUGUUAGAGUUUGAAGAAAACGAUUACGUCCGUACACUCCCUGGUUGCUCCCACUCGUUUCACGUGGACUGUAUUGAUAUUUGGUUGAGGUCUCACGCCAAUUGUCCGUUAUGUCGAGCUGGCAUUUUUUCGUCGGAGUCUCCGUUUGUACCGUUUAUGGCGGCAAGAAUUCGGCCUAGUUUAGACGACACGUCGUUUUUCCAUAACAUGAGUGUUUCGCUCGAGUCUUUAUCUGAAAUUCCAGCUCCGGUGACAACUGCGGCAACGAACACGACGGUAAACGGUAGUGAAAUCACGCCGUGUGUUGAAGAGGGGACAGUGUUAAAUAGUGUUGAUAACUGUAACUCUGAGGAGAGAUUCAAGGGCCGUGAUUUUUUGUUGAAGCGGUCGUAUUCAUUCGGAUUCGAGCGGAGUAUAGCGUCGGAAAGGAUGGUAACAGAGGCAGUAACAGCGUCGCCAUGGAGGUACAGGAGAGGAAGUUUCUGGAGUAAACGGCCGUCACCGUUUGGGUCUUUAACGAAACCUCGAGUAUUCUCAUUUAGAUAUUACAGAGGAAUGAAAUCACCCUUCUUUAGACGGAGAGGGUUUUUCCCGUUUUCAGAAUCGAGCGUGAGAUUCUCCGGAUCAUCAAGACGAAGCAAGUCAAUGACGAGCCCGAUGUUCCCUCGAUCAUCGGCGACGGCAUUCUCAUCUAGCCGGCUGAGGUGCGGGGAUCCCGAGGCGUUAUUAUCACCGGACAGGUUUAACAGAAGAUAAUAUUAAAAAACGUUUCUUGUUGCUGGUCAAAGAAGGGUGACACGUGGACGGAGAAGAUGAAGAGGAGGUGGGAAAUGGAGGGUCGGAGAUUUGAGGAGGUGACGGUGGAGAUGGGGUCGAGUGAUAAUUAAUGGAGAGGGAGGAGAGGGAAGAGGAGAAAGAAAGAAAGGGGAGCUUUAAUGGCGAUGGUCUGGCAAUUUGUAGAGAACAUUAAAUGGGUGUGGGGAGGGGCAUUUAAUGAAAAAAAUUGACGACAGAGGGAGGGAGGGAGGGUUUUUGAGAAAUGUGUGAAACGGCACCGUUUUCAGUCAUGAAUAUGUAGAGAGUGAGAGUGAGGGUGAGGGUGAGGGUGUUCUUUGUUCAAUCUUAUAAUAUGAUUUGGGAAAACAUGGAAUUGGGUGUGAAAAGUUGUUUUAGGGGAUUAUGGGGGUGGUCUUUGUAUUUGACCAAAUGAAUGUUUAUGAGUAAAUACUAAAUAGUAAUGUUAAUGCUCUUUUAUGGUAAAGCUUAAAUGCUUAAUUAAUCAAGCUGGUUUUUUUUAUUAAA